Planococcus citri (citrus mealybug) is the source of this 4901-nucleotide messenger RNA. RefSeq names its product nucleolar protein dao-5-like. NCBI's taxonomy places the organism in Eukaryota, Metazoa, Arthropoda, Insecta, Hemiptera, Pseudococcidae. The record is from RefSeq and is a predicted model, not a curated record. Bases 105 to 4805 code for a protein of 1566 amino acids. The transcript is spliced from 2 exons.
AAUUUUCUUGGGAAUCGCGUGCAUUUUAUCCAUUAACACUCAUAAAAAGAAAAUACCACAUAGAAAAUUUUCACUUGAAAAAUGAUACCUUGCAUCAAAGCAACAUGAAAGUUUGUUGGCUUGUAUUAUUUUUCGCAUUUGCCUUGAUCCAAGAAAGUGUUUCACCUCCUGCCAAAGGUAAAGCAUCUUCAAAAUCAAAGCCAACUUCUGAUAAUGCUCAAUCAAAACCUAAUUCAGGAAAUGAGCAAUUAGAUAUAAAAGAUGAUACAGAAAAAAAUGAUACUGAAAGCAAGAGUAACCAGUCAAUGAAAAAUGAAGAGGCAGCUGCUGAUAAAAACCAAGAAGGAAGUGAUAAAGAGGACCCUAAAAAUUUGGAAAAUAAAAAAAGAAAUGGAAAAAAACCAAAACGGAAAGAUACUAGAGAACCUGAGGAAGAUUCCACAUCUUCACCUAAGAAGCCUGAUGAAGAUAUUUCAAAAAAGAACAACAAUGAGUCCUCAGAACCUCAACAAAACCUGGCAGAUUCUCAAGUCAAGUCCCAAGAUAGUGAAAAAACUACAUUACCACAAGGCACAGAUGAGAAAAUCCCUCCAAAACAAGAAGAGAUGCCAGAGAAUGCUUCUGACAAUACAACUGAAGAUCCAGAAACAGCAAAACUCAAUGCCCUAGAGAAGCCAGAAGGAUCCAAUAAAAAUGAAACUGAGAAAAACUCAAGACAAAAAAAUGAAGAUGACACAAUUGACAAAGCUGAACAAGAAAAAAAAAAGAAACCACCAAAGAAAAAAUCUAGUUCAAAGGAGCCAUCAAAAGAACUUGAAUCUUCAGCUGACAGUGAAAAGAAUCUACCACCUAAUGACAAGUCUAACUCUAAACCAAACAAUGAAAAUGAAGAAAAAGCAGAGGAUGAUACUGAAAAAAGGAAAUCUAAGAAGGAGCAUCUGAAAGAAUCUAAGGAAUCCACCAGUGAACCCCCUCCCAAAUCACAAAGCAGUCCUGAGCACACAACUCAAGAUCCCUCAACAUCUGAUAAUGCUUCACAAACUCCAGUGAAACCAGAACCUAAACCAAAUCCAAAGAAAGUUGGUUCUGAAUUGCCACCAGAAAAAGCAGAGAAAAAAAUUGAAGACAAACCUGACCUAGCAAAAAGAGAAAAAGCUGCCAAGAAGAAAUCAAAGGCUCCAAGUGAAAUUCAGGAUCCUCCAACCAAAGAUGAUGCUCCACAAACUCCAGAAAAACCAGAACCUAAACCAAAUCCAAAGAAAGUUGGUUCUGAAUUGCCACCAGAAAAAGCAGAGAAAAAAAUUGAAGACAAACCUGACCUAGCAAAAAGAGAAAAAGCUGCCAAGAAGAAAUCAAAAACUCCAGGUGAAACUCAAGACUCUCCAACCCCUGAUGAUGCUCCACAAAAUCCAGAAAAAUCAGAACCUAAACCAAAUCCAAAGAAAGUUGGUUCUGAAUUGCCACCAGAAACAGCAGAGGAAAGUAUUGAAGAUGAACCUAACCCAGCAAAAAGGAAAAAAACAGCCAAGAAGAAAUCUAAAACUCCAGGUGAAACUCAAGACUCUCCAACCCCUGAUGAUGAUCCACAAACUCCAGAAAAACCAGAACCUAAACCAAAUCCAAAGAAAGUUGGUUCUGAAUUGCCACAAGAAAAAGCAGAGGAAAAAAUUGAAGAUGAACCUGACCUAGCAAAAAGAGAAAAAGCUGCCAAGAAAAAAUCAAAGGCUCUAAGUGGAAUUCAGGAUCCUCCAACUAAAGAUGAUGCACCACAAACUCCAGAAAAAUCAGAACCUAAACCAAAUCCAAAGAAAAUUGGUUCUGAAUUGCUACCAGAAAAAGCAGAGGAAAAAGUUGAAGAUGAACCUGACCUAGCAAAAAGAGAAAAAGCUGCCAAGAAAAAAUCAAAGGCUCCAAGUGAAAUUCAGGAUCCUCCAACUAAAGGUGAUGCUCCACAAACUCCAGAAAAAUCAGAACCUAAACCAAAUCCAAAGAAAGUUGGUUCUGAAUUGCCACCAGAAACAGCAGAGGAAAGUAUUGAAGAUGAACCUAACCCAGCAAAAAGAAAAAAAACAGCCAAGAAGAAAUCAAAAACUCCAGGUGAAACUCAAGACUCUCCAACCCCUGAUGAUGCUCCACAAACUCCAAAAAAACCAGAACCUAAACCAAAUCCAAAGAAAGUUGGUUCUGAAUUGCCACCAGAAAAAGCAGAGGAAAGAAUUGAAGAUGAACCUAAUCCAGAAAAAAGAAAAAAAACAGCCAAGAAGAAAUCAAAAACUCCAGGUGAAACUCAAGACUCUCCAACCCCUGAUGAUGCUCCACAAACUCCAGAAAAACCAGAACCUAAACCAAAUCCAAAGAAAGAUGGUUCUGAAUUACCAGCAGAUAAAGAUGAGGAAAGUAUUAAAGAUGAACCUGACCUAGCAAAAAUAGAAAAAGCUGCCAAGAAAAAACCAAAGCCUCCCAAUGAUAUUCCGGAUCCUCCAACCAAAGAUGAUGCUCCACAAACUCCAGAAAAAUCAGAACCUAAACCAAAUCCAAAGAAAGUUGGUUCUGAAUUGCCACCAGAAAAAGCAGAGGAAAAAAUUGAAGAUGAACCUGACCUAGCUAAAAGAGAAAAAGCUGCCAAGAAAAAAUCAAAGGCUCCAAGUGAAAUUCAGGAUCCUCCAACCUCUGAUGAUGCUCCACAAACUCCAGAAAUACCAGAAUCUAAACCGAAUCCAAAGAAAGAUGGUCCAACAAAAAAGAAUAAAGCCACUAAGAAAAAAUCCUCAGCAGAGGAUCUAGAAGAAUCUAAAAAUCCUGUACCACCACCUGAGAUGGACCCACCAUCUCAAGAAAGUGAAAAUCCAAAACCAACAGAAAAACCAUCUGAAAGUAUUGAAGAAGUAACUAACCCAACAAAAAGCAAGAAGCUCCCCAAGAAAAAAUCCAGUCCAAGAACUGAAAAGCCUUCAACCACCACUGAUGAUGCUGCGUUACAAACUCCAGAAAAGUCCAAAUCCAAACCUAUAGAACAGGAAAAUGAAAGUGACAAAGAUGAAACUAAUUCAGAAAAAAAAAGAAAACUACCUAAGAAAAAACCAGAAUCAGAAGACCCUCAGGAAGAAUUCAAGGAAAAUCUCAAACCUGAACUAGCAGAAAAACAAAAAGAUGGAACUGAAGAUGAAGCCAAUGUAGUAGAUAAGAGAAAAACUACCAAGAAAAAAUCAAAUUCAAGGAAGCCUCCAGAGGAAACUGAGGUGUCCUCACCUGACAAUGAUGAUGCUCCAUCAACUGUAGAGAAGCCUGAACCUCAAGUGGCUCAUGAUGCUGAGGAGAGUGAUAUAGAUAAAGCCAAUUCAAUAAAAAGAAAGAAAAUACCCAAGAAAAAAUCAAAUGACACUCCAGAGGAAUCAGAUGAGCUUGAUUCUCUUAAUUCAUCACCAACACCACAAAAAAAAACAAAAUCCAAAUCACAAAAAGUCAAGGGGAAAGGUGAUGAAAGUGACAACACUGACAAUGAAAAAUUAGGGGAGGAAGAUGAGGUCGAAGAUGAUGAUGAUGAUGAUGAUGAUGAUGAUAUUGAAAAUAUAAUACCUAAGAAAAAAUCUACAAGCAAUGAUUUUGGAGCAGAUAGCGAGGCUGAAGAUGAAAGUGAUGUCGAAGCUGGAGAUGAUGAUGGAGAUGGUGAUUCAGAUGAUGAAGCCACACCAGUUCCAUCACUAAGGCAGAAUCCCAGAGUCAAUAGUAAGAAAUUACUGAAAAAAUCAACUCUCAAAAAACCAAACGACACUCCUAACAAAACAUUCCCUUCAAAGAAGAUUAAGAAACCUCAAGCUGUGAAACCUAAAAAACGAAGCAGAUUUAAUAUCAGUGAAUUGUCACAUAACAAAAUUGAUCUUGAUAAUGAUGAUCUUUCAAGUGGAGAUGAGCUCUCAGAAGAUGAAUCUUCUGAUGAUGAUGAUUAUGAUAUUGAUUUUCCAAAAUCACCACAACCUAUCAGAAGAAUGAACAGAGCCCCUUCAAAAUCUGGCAUACCCUUAUCACAUUUAUCCAGAAAUAAAAUGAAACCUAGAAAAUUUGGCAGACUUUCUAAUGAAAAUGAAUUUUCUGAGGAUGAGUCUGAUGAUGAAGAAGAUGAUGAUAAUUUUUCCAAAUCAUUGCAACCUAUGAAACGAAUGAGAAAUGAAAUGAAACCUAGAAAAUUUUAUGAUCUUUCUAGUGAUGAUGAACUUUCUGAUGAUGAUGAUGAUGAUGAUUAUGAUACUGAUUUUCCAAAAUCACCACAACCUAUCAGAAGAAUGAACAGGGCCCCUUCAAAAUCUGGCAUACCCUUAUCACGUUUAUCCAGGUCCAAAGUAAAAUAUGGAAAAUCUGGUGGUAAAAUGUUGAGAAACUUUCAAAUAAUGGAUCCAUUUCCAACUGGUGAACCACUAAUGAAUUUUACUUUUGGAGAAAAUGACUUGGAGUAUAGUGACGAUGAUAAUGAUGAUGAGGAUGAAGAUGAUGAUGAUAUGCCUCAGAAUUAUACAAAACUUGGAAUCCCUCUGAGUAGUUUCAAUCCUAACAAAAAGAAACUGCCGCAGAAAAACCAUGCCCAAAAAUUGACCAAUUUCAAAACUACCUCACCAUUGAAAAGAAAAAGUCCACCAACAGGUACAAAAUUAACUUCACUCCUCAGUCCAAAGCUCACUCCUAGAAAACCACCUAAAUCAAAAGGUAUCAAUCUUAUGGAACUUCAUAAUCUCGCUACAGCAAGAAGUCAUCAAAAUCGAAAACCUCAGCUGUUAUCCCAGCUUGAAAGGAAAAGAAAAAUGUAUUCUUAAUAACAGAAAGGUACCUGUGUACAUAUUGAAUUUUGAAUUUGUUUCAUUUGGUGGUCCUUUUCAAUGAUCAAAUAAAAGUUUGCCCAGACAUUAAAA